AUGUCAAAAAGUUGUAUGUAUAUGGUCUCAGUGCUCGAGAGGCAGAUAUUUGACUUCCUUGGUUAUCAGUGGGCACCCAUCCUCGCAAAUUUUAUACACAUUAUUAUAGUCAUACUUGGCUUAUUUGGAACCAUCCAGUAUAGACCUCGUUACAUAACAGGAUAUGCUAUCUGGCUGGUCCUUUGGGUUACAUGGAACGUGUUUGUUAUCUGCUUCUAUUUGGAGGCUGGAGACCUUUCAAAGGAAACAGACCUCAUUCUGACCUUUAACAUCUCAAUGCACCGUUCUUGGUGGAUGGAGAAUGGGCCGGGCUGCACCGUGACCUCAGUAACCCCAGCACCCGACUGGGCACCAGAGGAUCAUCGUUAUAUCACUGUCUCGGGGUGUUUCCUUGAAUAUCAGUACAUAGAAGUGGCUCACAGUUCUCUUCAGAUCUUCCUUGCACUGGCAGGCUUCAUCUAUGCCUGUUAUGUUGUGAAGUGUAUUACUGAAGAAGAGGACAGCUUUGAUUUCAUAGGUGGAUUUGACUCUUACGGCUAUCAAGGUCCACAGAAGACAUCUCAUUUACAGCUACAGCCCAUGUAUAUUGCCAACAGUGUGCUCUAUGCUGUACAAGCCAAGAAGCCUAGACAGUCCCUUCAAAACGAAUACGCUUUUUGAACAGAGCGGGACAGAACCGAUGCUCAUGUACCUCCUUGCAGAGUGGCCACAGCUGAUGUACUCAAAAGCAGCUUCCUGGCAUUCUGUGCCGGAGAUGCCAGUGCUCAUUUCCAGACCGUGGGAGAAGGACACAAUAAGAUGGCGGAAAUCAAUUAUCAAGACAAAAUUUUCCUCUUGGGAGGUGACCGAGGAAGGUCAAAGUAAACAUGGGGACUACUCAAGGUGGGCUGGAGGACCUUUCAAAAUAUCUCUUUCAGGAUGGCCUCCUGGUUCUUCAAAAAGAAAAGAAAUCCAAUUGUUGUGCUACAAAUAGUCUAUAAAAGCUGAUUGAACAGUGAGACAGAAAACAACAGAGACCUUCAGCCUCCCUUUCUAACAGGUACUAAAGGAGAUGCCCCAGACCCCCUCCUUGGACCUCCUGCCUGGCAGCACCAGAUGGACACAGCAGAGGCAUUGGUGCCACCUUUUGUCCCUUUCUUUCCCCCACCACCACCAGCACGGCCCACCUGGAUUAAGACAUGAACCCAGCCCAGGCAGUGCUGUGGGAGCCUCCUCCACACUCCAGGCCGUGCUGAGUCUCCUCAGCCCACACAACACCGAAAUACCAGGAUGACCUUGCAGCAGAAGUCAAUAGACAGCGCAUUGUUUGCCCUGAAGGCUGUACAGUUCAUACUUGCCUUAACCCAACUGCGUUGCACAUUAGAGAAACUACGUGCAAACUUUCUGAAGUUAACAUGCUGCUGUUAAUUCUGAACGAUUUCUAAGUCAGUGGUUUUCUUCUGUUUGGUUUUGCUUUGUUUUCAUGUCAGGGAAUAAGGCUCUGUUGCUCCAUGGCUCCAGAGCAACCAAGUAGAAAACUGCCAGCUGUCUGAUAAGUGCUUUACUUUUGGGGCUCCACAGUGGUCAAGAAACAGUUUAUAAUGACUAAAAAGAAAAAUGAAUAAAUAAAUAAACGAGACCUUUUUGGGGUCAGGGUGGGGAAAGGGGUAACAGAAACUAAUAAUUGAACCUACUGGAAACAAGCAGCAGAAACAGUGCUUCUUAAUGCCGCUGGUUUCAUUUAUCACACUGUAGGUGCUUUUAUAGCUAUCUAAACAUCUUUUACUAACUACAGACACAUCUGCAGAUUUCUAUGAACAAAGGCCAACUGAAUAUGUACUAGCUACGUUUACUCUUUUAUAUCUUAUUUCAACUAAAAAUUCUCUGUGAGUGAACUUUUUUUUCUAAUUACACCAUAAGGGAUCCACAUAUUUUAUUUUUCAAUUUUGGUUGGAGAGGGCAGGGAGGGACUAGUUGAGUUGAAGAAACUGAAGACCUUUUUGUGGUAUAUUUGGGGGAUCUGUUGUGUGUUAGAACGUGUAUUUUACCUUCCUGUAUUAUUGUGGCUGAAAAAAAACUCUGUGCUGUUACGUAGUUGGCAACAAGAUGCCUUUGGGAAUUUUGCUAGUAGGUCGAUGUGUUAUAUGAAAUACUCUGAACUCCUAGAAACAUAUGUUUUAUUCUACAUCUGAUCUGUAUUUUCAAGAACGUAGAUGGCUUUCACUAGGAAAACCCAAUAUUUUGCUCAGGUUUUUCAAGAACUUGGAUUGUCAUUGUUUCUUUGCUCAGACCUUGCAUAGACAAAAGCACGCACCUACCACACCUGAGGUGACCACAUAGCUUUUGAGGGCAAGAGGGAAGGUCAGCGCUUGGAAAAGCUCGAGGCAUCCCUGAGCAACUCCCUUUUCCCUGCUGGCCAAAUCCUUGCUCCAAAGGCCUGUGUGCUCACACCACCCACCCAUCCCUGUACGAGCCAGUGCCCUUUGCUGUGUCUGCAUGGAUGUACAGCGUCACAAGCAGCAACUCUGGACAACGACAGAGGAACAGGCGUUCACCAGUGAACACAAGAUACAGGACAUGUUCAGGAACUAUACCUACAUUGAUCCAGUGAGAUUUAUAUAGAUAUAGAUAGAUAUAUAUAUAUGUAAGUGUGUGAAUGUGUGUGUAUGUCUAUGUAUAUAAAAUACACAGGACUAACUAUUGCUGGGGGCUGCAUCACCCAGGAAGAUUCUGAUGCAGUGGACCGAGGGUUCCCAUCUCAGAUACGGCUGGGAAUUUCAUGCGUGAAACAUGAACAUCCCCUAGGCCUGAUCCUGUAAAGCAUUCAUUGCUGAUUUGGAUCUCAAAUUUAAAUUUUCAUACGUGGGUACCUGAAAAUCUGAGUUCCUACUGGAUAGAGCUGCUUUUCACCCCCUGGAAACUCCAUGCAACAUCCAAGUGACAGGCUGAAAUUUCCCAUAACUUGAAAAAUUAAAAAAUUUCUACUUUUAUGUAGUAUUAAAUAUAGCAGAUGUAUAGUAUAAAACACAAUGAAGAGGCUUAAAUGGGAUGAAAAUGUCAUAACAGGUUAUUUUAUCUUUCCCUGUAUACCAGUUAAUCAAAACGAUAUUUCUAUAAAAAUCAUUUUUUAACAUGAAAAGAAACCAGUUUAGGCACCUAAGCAGCAAUCCAAUUUUCAGGAGAUAAUUUUUCAUAUCUUUCAGUGAUUUCCCAUGGAACAGCGGCUACUGGUAGUUAGCAAUUUUAGAAGUCAGACAAUUUAAUGAAGUGUCUACACGUAGCUUAUAGGCCUGAUUUUAAUUUAGAAAAUUUUGGCCUUAAUUUCUCUGUGUCUUAGUCUUCCCAACUAUAAUACGGGAAUAAUAUGUGCCUCACAGGCUUUUUGUGAGGUCUGAAUUGUUAAUGUUUGUAAAAUGCUUAGGAAAUAGGAAGCACAUCUAACUACUAUGGAUUGCAAUAUAAAUGUGUAUUCAUAUAUUACAUAUAGAGUAGAUACACA
Ficedula albicollis (Collared flycatcher) is the source of this 3478-nucleotide messenger RNA. RefSeq names its product Na+/K+ transporting ATPase interacting 2 (gene NKAIN2). The record is from RefSeq and is a predicted model, not a curated record. The coding region runs from base 1 to 660 and encodes 219 amino acids. Lineage: Eukaryota; Metazoa; Chordata; Aves; Passeriformes; Muscicapidae. Gene Ontology annotation, biological process: regulation of sodium ion transport. The transcript has 8 exons.